Limulus polyphemus (Atlantic horseshoe crab) is the source of this 2841-nucleotide messenger RNA. Its product is annotated as F-box protein At1g78280-like. The record is from RefSeq and is a predicted model, not a curated record. The transcript has 4 exons. Lineage: Eukaryota; Metazoa; Arthropoda; Merostomata; Xiphosura; Limulidae. The coding region runs from base 25 to 1047 and encodes 340 amino acids.
UAAAUUACGACACAUGGGUUAGCGAUGGCGAACAACAACGAGUACGAAACAGAUUCAGAAGAGGAAAAAGUUAUCAAACUCCGAGAAAAAUUAAUAGUUUUACGAUUUAAGGGCUUAAAUGAAGGAUUAAGCUUACGAGAAAUGCAAAAUAUUAUUUUAAAAAGUGCAACGAAACCAAACAAAUGCCAAAAUGAAGUGACGGCUAAAAAUAAAAAGGAGAACGUUCCACGACCAAUACGAGUGUUAAAUGUUUGUUCGAGCUUUGCCUUUUUGGCACUUUUGGUUGCUGUUAUAUUUCAGAAUAGAGAUAUUUUUAAGUCGCAGUGUGCUGUUCUAAACAAUUACAUUGUUAUGGAAGUGACAAGACCAGUAACUGACUGUAAUAUCUGCAAAGAUGUAGACAGUGUUGUUGUUUUACAGAAUAUAACGAGAGAAAUUUUUGCCAAAUAUGCAUACAUGUCGCGGCCUGUUUUGGUUAAGGAUGCCACUGUAAGUUGGAAAGCUUUGAACACUUUUAAUUUCUCUUUCUUCCGAAAGCUUUACUCUGAAAUAGGUGGAGCCUAUAAAAGUGUGGAGGAAGAAUGUCAGUUCUUUCCUUUCAAAACAAAUUUUUUACAUCUUCAAGAUGUUUUCAACAUGCCAGAAGAUAGAGCAAUGAUGAAAACAAGAGAUUCUAAAACGUGGUAUAUUGGGUGGAGUAACUGCAAUCCCGAUGUCGCAGAAGUUUUACGUCACCAUUACUCUCGACCCCAUUUUCUCCCUGACGAUUCGGAAUCAAGUGCUAUUGACUGGAUUUUUAUGGGUUACUCGGGACCAGGUGCCAGUAUGCACCUGGAUUACGUGUAUCGCCCGUCAUGGCAGGCACAGAUAGCAGGAAGAAAAACAUGGAGGCUAUUCCCGCCUCCCGAGUGUGAAUCAGUGUGUACCUCAAUGAACGUCACUGUUGUCAAGGGAGACAUAAUCUUAAUCGACACCAACCAAUGGUAUCAUGAUACUUACAUUGAGCCUGGAGAAAUGAGCAUUACGAUCGGAUCCGAGUACGACUAGUUUGCCAUCUAGUGGAAUAUUCACAAACUAAAGCACAACACUACCUCUUUCAGUUAUCAAGUCUUUGAUUUCACUUUAUUUUCCUCAACUAAAAAAAUGUUUUAAAACUAGGAACCAGAAUCAAAUAAUUAUGAGUUCCAAGGUAUUCAAACAAAUACUUAUUUUUGUCCCUACGUUCAAAGGGGGAAUGCAUACAACAACAAACUUUUGUGUGAAACAAAAGUAAAUGUGUUUGUAAAAUAUGGUAUUAAAAAUCUAAAUAUUUAAAGAUAUUAAAAUAUUUUUCAUUAAAUGUUGUUUAUAUGGUGGUUGUAACUUUGUAAAAAAAAUCAGUAUUGAUAUACAGAAAGGUUUUAGAAAUAUCCAACUGAAUUUGGUUUUCGUAAUUUUAAGGUUUUUUUAUUAUGGGUUUUUUUAAACCCACCUGCCCGAGAAUAGUAGUUUCUUAAACAAAAAAUAAACAUAUUUGAUAUUCAAAUAUAAAUUGUAUUUAAACAUACUAGUGAUGAUUGUGUAAUAAAUACAUAACGUGUCCAGAUUAUUCAUAAAUAUUUUGGAAAAUUGAUUUUUUUGUUUUUUUUUUUUACUCGGAAGAUCUAAGCUAUUUAAUUUGCAGGGUUUUUUGGUUGGUGUUAAUUUCAGUACUUUCGUAUGUAGCACAGAAAUAAUAGUGUCAUACAGCUUGAUUUCAUGGUUGAUCUGUUUAUCACAGUAAAUAAUAAUAUUUUGAAAAUGAAUGUUAAACUUGGAUCUAUCGUACUUCCGGUCUGUCGUACUUCCGGUAUUACACACCUUACAAAAGUCGUCGAUUUUUUUUUUAUUCAAUACAGUCAAGUCCUAAAUAAUUUCAGGACUUAUCUAGUUUUAUUUAUUUUAAUUGACAUCGUAACGUGUUUGAUGUGACCUGUCACGUGGAAAAUACACAGAUUAGCAAGUCAGCCAAUAACAACACUCGUAAGUCCCAUGAUGUUUCUUGAAUAUAUACUUGGUGUAAUCGUCCUAGAACAGGUAGAAUUAAGAUGUAUUUUUUUAUAGUAGUAGCUGGUUUAUUUAUAUAUCGGUUAGUUUUGAAUCAAAAUGUUUCAGUUGUGUGUGGUUUAAAACAUUAUUCAAUGUUUACAUCAUAUACUUGCGUUAUUCUAGUACUUUUUGUACGUGUCAUAGAUUUGGACAGUUGUUAUAAUUGUUGUUGUGGAGUAUAGGUGCUUGAAUAUGCCACUAAAAUGUGUCUUCCAGUUAGAGUGGCCAAACUGUAGAAAAAAUUGUUUAUGUGCAAUGUUAGAGUAAGCUUAAAGAUAGAUAUGUUUAAUAUUAUAUUUUUAAUAUAUAAAAUCUAAACAAUAUUGCUGACGGUAUGUGACACUGUAUCCAUUGGCAGAAAGGACGUCUAUAACAUCUUUAGAUUUUUUUAUUGUUGUUUGUAGUAAAUAAAUUACAAUAGUUGUAGAAGUCGUUAACAGAUGGCGCCAAUGUUUUUCUUACUAUAAUUGUGUGAAUUACUCUUCCAAUUUCUGCGUAUUACGUAUUAUAAACCUUAUAAAGUUUUUGUAUUAAGAUAUAAUUAAUACUCAAAGGUGUACGAAGAUAAGUGUUGAUUAACUUUGAAUACAAUAAUUCGCCAAUCCUACUUAUUAACCUCUGUUGUAAGCAUGAAUAUGAAGUGUUUACUUGUGUCCUUUUUUUAAAGGUACCUUCACACUCGACUUAGAAAAAAAACAAUGUAUUUCAAACAUUAAUCUCCCCUUCCCCCCAAAAAAAAUUCUUGAAAAAGUUUAAAACAUGUUAAAACAAUAU